Messenger RNA from Neoarius graeffei (lesser salmon catfish), 2460 nucleotides. Its product is annotated as WD repeat-containing protein 70. Gene Ontology annotation, cellular component: nucleus; site of double-strand break. The transcript is spliced from 18 exons. NCBI's taxonomy places the organism in Eukaryota, Metazoa, Chordata, Actinopteri, Siluriformes, Ariidae. The record is from RefSeq and is a predicted model, not a curated record. Bases 186 to 2162 code for a protein of 658 amino acids. Gene Ontology annotation, molecular function: protein binding. Gene Ontology annotation, biological process: regulation of DNA double-strand break processing.
UGUUAGGUGAGCCUAGAUUAGGAAACAUCACUCUUGUUGUUUUGUGUUUUUAUUUCAUUUUUCUUUGACAUGACAUCCAUUUGAUUGCACCUCAGUCCAGUAGAUGGCGGUAAUACACUUUGCUUGUAAACUGCCAUAAAACCUGACCGAAGAAGAAGAAGAUGACCAGGAAGUAAUUUCAUGUAAUGUUGAUAUUCGUGAAAAAAAAAAAUAUGGCGGCUCAGAGAGAUAGUGAUGAACAGAAAGGCGAGGCAGAAGAGGACGUGUCCUCUGUUAUGGGUUUCUCUGGUUUCGGUCGAAAAGCUCGGACGUUCGACCUGGACGCUAUUUUUGAGCAGACUCGGAGGACGGCCAUCGAAAGAAGUCAGCGGGUUUUAGAAGAGCGUUACCAGCAGCAGGAGUCCCGGAGUACCGGUCGUAGUGCUGCCUCCAGCCAAAAACAGACAAAGUCUGCUUCUACUUCUAGCAGGCAGAAGGAGAGUGACGACAGCAGCGACUCUGAGCUCAUUGGUCCUGCUCCUCCUGCUCUCUCUGCCCAGGCUGAUGAUGAUGAUGAUGAUGAUGAUGAUGAUUCGAUUGGGCCGCCGCUUCCACCAGGCUUCAAACGCGCUACAGAUGAUGGCGAUGAUGACAGCGACGAUGAUAAUGAUGACACCAUGGAGGAGGAGGAGGAGGAGGACGACGACGACGACCCAGUAAAGAAGAUUCCAGACACUCAUGAGAUCACGCUUCAGCAUGGUACAAAGACAGUCUCAGCGCUGGGUCUCGACCCCUCUGGCGCUCGUCUGGUCACCGGCGGCUAUGAUUUCGACAUCAAGUUCUGGGACUUUGCCGGGAUGGAUGCGGCGCUGCAGGCCUUCAGGUCCCUCCAGCCCUGUGAAUGUCACCAAAUCAAAUCCUUACAGUAUAGCGUAACCGGUGAUGUGAUCCUGGUGGUGGCAGGAAACGCCCAAGCCAAGGUCCUGGAUCGGGACGGCUUCCAAGUCCUAGAGUGCAUCAAAGGGGACCAGUAUAUUGUGGACAUGGCCAAUACCAAGGGCCACACGGCCAUGCUGAACAGCGGCUGCUGGCACCCCAAGAUCAAAGAGGAGUUUCUCACCUGCUCCAAUGACGGGACUGUUCGGACCUGGGACUUGAACAAUGAAAAGAAGCACAAGUCCGUAUUCAAGCCUCGAUCGAUGCAGGGCAAGAGAGUCACCCCUACUUGCUGCACCUACAGUCGAGAUGGCAAACUGAUCGCUGCAGGCUGCCAGGACGGCACCAUUCAGAUCUGGGACAGAAAUUUAAGCGUUCAUACCAAGUUCCAUUGCCGUCAAGCCCACGCUGUUGGUUCGGACACAUCCUGCCUUACCUUCUCCUACGAUGGAACCACGCUCGCGUCACGAGGAGGGGAUGACACGCUAAAGACAUGGGACAUUCGCAGCUUCAAGAAGCCACUCAAUGUUGCCACGGGGUUGUGCUCAUACUUCCCAAUGACAGACUGCUGCUUCAGUCCUGAUGAUAAACUCCUGGUGACGGGUACUUCAGUGAAGCGAGACCAAGGGAACGGCAAACUGGUCUUCUUUGACAGAGAGUCCUUCAAGAGAAUAUACGAGAUCGAGGUGGCUAGUACGAGUGUGGUUCGCUGUUUGUGGCAUCCGAAGCUGAACCAGAUCAUGGUCGGGACGGGGAGCGGCCUGGCCAAAGUUUACUACGACCCAGUCAAGAGCCAGAGGGGCGCCAAACUUUGCGUAGUGAAGAGCAAGAUGAAAGAGAAGCAUGCCGAGACGCUGACACAGGACUACAUCAUCACACCCCACGCAUUGCCGAUGUUCCGUGAGGCCAGACAGCGCAGCACCAAGAAGCAGCUGGAAAAAGACCGACUCGAUCCUGUGAAAUCCCACAAGCCCGAGCCGCCCGUGUCCGGCCCAGGCAGGGGGGGUCGCGUGGCAGCGCACGGAGGCACUCUGUCAUCCUACAUCGUGAAGAACAUCGCUCUGGACAAGACGGACGACAGCAACCCCCGCGAGGCCAUCCUGCGGCACGCCAAAGAGGCAGCAGAGAACCCCUACUGGGUCGCUCCUGCGUAUAAAAUGACGCAGCCGAAUCCAUUGUUCGCGGAGGACGAAUCCGAGGACGAGGAAGACAGUCAGGAGCCGGAGUGGAAGAAACGCAAGAUCUGAAAACGAGAAGGCGACUUUACCGUUCUGCUCAUGAAAUCAGUGGAGCGUAUAUUUUACCCUAAGCAUGUUCGCUUGUUUUGGUGUGUGUGUAAAGGAAAGAAAUUGAGGAAGGGAUAGAAAGCGUCAGCAUCAUGUACUGCUCAUGUGUAACUGAUUUUCAUAUUAGGUAAACGUGCAAGUACUGAAUGUACAGAAUGUCGGUUUUGGAUACUUUUCGGUAAUAGCUUGUUUUUAAAGAGUUUCACUUCGUAUUUUUGUGUCGUGUUGCAAAAUAAACAUGCAGCUUGUGUGGUCAAAA